This is a messenger RNA of Vigna umbellata (rice bean), 536 nucleotides long. NCBI's taxonomy places the organism in Eukaryota, Viridiplantae, Streptophyta, Magnoliopsida, Fabales, Fabaceae. The record is from RefSeq and is a predicted model, not a curated record.
CAAGCAAGAUGAAUUCCGUGGGGGGCACUGUAGAAUCAUUUAACAGCACAGGGAAGGGGAAACAAAAUUUCGAAAAUUCCAAGAUUAGAAGUGGAGCAAUAAUCCGUAACCCACAUCCUGGCUCUGUUUCCUCUGUAGGAGGAACUCUAUGCUCCUUUCUCCAAGAUGGUGAUGGUGAUCAGAGUUUUGCUGGUGCUGACAUUCAGAGUGGAGUCCAAGAGUUGAAUAAUGAAAAGGAUGAAGACGGUACUAAGGAUUUAUGGGCACAGUUGCAGAAAAUAGGUGUUGAAGAUGAUUCCUUGGGAGUUGUAUACUGGUACCUUUUUAACAAUCCUACUGCUUUAAAAGGUUUUAAUGGUGUUCCAAUUCAUGAGCGCAAGAACAUGUUACCUAUCAUUGUGCCAAACUAUCAACCCAAGGGAUCUAAUCGGAAUGUUAAGAUAACAUAGCUACUUCGAAAGAAGUUCACAUGAAGAAGUGCUAUGAAUAAAACUUGAAGUAAAGUGCUACUAUAUAUGUAUGUGGGUAACCUUUGU